AUGGCAUCCCUCAAUCCCUUCCUUUUGGCAGCCGUUGUCCCUGAUCCCGAUCCCCGAUUACUGCCCCUCCUCCGCUCGCAGCCAGCCCUAGCCUCCGCGCAAGACGCACAUGGCUAUUCCCUCUUACACGCGGCGGCCUCUUACAAUCACGUCAACCUGCUCAGAUUACUUGUGAAUGAGUUCCACGUGGAUGUCAACUUGACCGACGAAGACGGUGAGACAUGCUUGUUCGUUGCCGAGAGUGUAGAGGUGGCGAGGUGUUUGGUGGAAGAACUGCGCGUGGAUGUGAAUGUUAAGAAUGAUGAGGACACAAUUGCGGCGGAUAAAAUAGAGUCCGAGCAGGACUUUCCCGAGGUCGCUGCAUACCUCAAAGUCCAUGCGGGCGUGUCUACGAGUUCCACCUCUGCUGGCAAUGUGUCAUCAGUCAACGGUGCACAAGAUCCGCCCGCACUACCGCCGAAUGUGACUAUAAAUGUCAAUUCGUCGACGGAGGACACGCCGGAGCUGGCGCAAGAGCCGGACCCCGAGUUCAGAAGGCGCAUAGAGGAGCUUGCAGGGAGAGAGAACUUCCAUACCGACGAGGGUCAGAGAGAAUUGCGGGAUUUGAUCACUGAUGCAGUGAGAGGGGUGGGCAAUGAAGAGCGAGAUGUUCGUCGUCGUCUAGGAUGA
This is a messenger RNA of Exophiala bonariae, 669 nucleotides long. RefSeq lists its product as uncharacterized. The transcript has a single exon. Gene Ontology annotation, molecular function: protein binding. The coding region runs from base 1 to 669 and encodes 222 amino acids. The record is from RefSeq and is a predicted model, not a curated record. NCBI's taxonomy places the organism in Eukaryota, Fungi, Ascomycota, Eurotiomycetes, Chaetothyriales, Herpotrichiellaceae.